Molecule: messenger RNA, 785 nt
Organism: Scleropages formosus (Asian bonytongue)
Lineage: Eukaryota; Metazoa; Chordata; Actinopteri; Osteoglossiformes; Osteoglossidae
Gene: cst7
Product: cystatin f
Exons: 4
Coding region: 201-488 (95 amino acids)
Biological process (GO): immune response; negative regulation of microglial cell activation; positive regulation of myelination
Cellular component (GO): lysosome; late endosome; Golgi apparatus
Molecular function (GO): cysteine-type endopeptidase inhibitor activity
Source: RefSeq, a predicted model, not a curated record
AACUUGCAUUGAGUGUGGUUAAGAGCUGCCUUCCAGGAAGUCAAGUGGUGGUGGUGAAAAGUGCUCUGUGACAUGAGGGCGGUGGAAACUCUUCUCGUCGUGCUUGCAGUUCUCUCUGUGCAGGAAAAUGCCACUAGUAAGGGUCCCAUUCCUGGCUCACCUCAAAAGUCAGCAAUAAUGACCCCAGGGUUCGGAAUGCGAUGCUGAUUGGAAUCUAUGCGUUCAACAACCAGUCCAAUGACAAGUUCCUGUUCAAGGUGUCCCACAUCAAAGAUGCUCAUAUACAGAUUGUGAAGGGAAUAAAAUUUCUGUUGGAGGCAAAUAUCUCUCGCACCGUCUGCCUAAAGCGUGAGCCGAGCCCUGACCUGGAUAAAUGCAAUUUCCAGCCUCUAGGAAAACUGCAUAAGAUCUUUAACUGUCACUUUGAAGUGUGGGCCAUACCAUGGAAACACUGGAUGAAGAACAUCUUCUUUAUGUGCCACCCCUGAGCUUGACAGUUUACCACCAAAAAGGGAAAGGUGCUGCUUGGAGAGUUUUGUAUACCACUCUUCCACUCCACCACCUCGAGUGAAACUAAUACUUGCAUUGCCUUUCUCUUUAGCUAAUUUGCUGUUGAACAAACUUAUGCAAUUUAAUUUUUAUACUUUAUACUAAGCAUGGUGUAUAUGAUUUUGCACAGUAAUGCACAUGACCAUUUCAUACUCAUUCCUCGGGAGAAAACACUGACCACAUGUCUUGCCUUGACUUGUACUGGUAUCCUAAAGCAAAUGAAUCUUUUACUAAAA